Molecule: messenger RNA, 4281 nt
Organism: Drosophila busckii
Lineage: Eukaryota; Metazoa; Arthropoda; Insecta; Diptera; Drosophilidae
Gene: Usp15-31
Product: ubiquitin carboxyl-terminal hydrolase 43
Exons: 7
Coding region: 361-4245 (1294 amino acids)
Biological process (GO): protein deubiquitination
Molecular function (GO): cysteine-type deubiquitinase activity
Source: RefSeq, a predicted model, not a curated record
AAUCCGAGUCGGACAAACGUGCGGAUGCAAAUUUCUCGCGAAUUAAGUUAAUUUAGUAGAAUCGGGCGCAGCACUAAAUCGAAAAAAGCGCUAGAAACAUGUUUUAAGUGCAAAACAUAUGCGGCAUUUUGCAUUGAUUCACGAUUUACCAGUCAACUUUUGGUGCUGUUUUCACGCACCGAAAAGCAGACAGCGAAACCAAAACCGAACGAAAAAUAUCGGAGAGGGGGUUAGAAAAAAAGUGAGCGCAAAGAGGUGAAAUCCGGUGCUAAAACGUCAAUUUCUCAAAGUAUAUAGCCGUGUAAUAAGCCAAAGUAACAGUGCAAUUAAUUUAUGUGACAAAUUGUUAAAAAAUCAAGAAUGGGAACGAAAGUGGAACAAAACGACAGCAACAACACCGACGCUACGAAAAAAGCAACAGCAGUUGAGCCAGCGGCAGCGCUGGCAGAGAGGAAUACGACACAUACAACAACAACAAUAGCAGCAGCAGCAGCAACACCAACGCAAGACACGAAAACGCUGCCCACACAUGGAACUGCACCCCAAGUGAUAAUCAGUCCCGCCGCCCAGGCAGAGCCAGCAAUAACAACAACAACAACAACGACGACGAUGGCCACAAAUGCCGCCAAAAAGAUAAGACGCGCGUUCUCCAUGCCACGCAAUCCGUUUCGCUGGUCGCGCAAGUUCAAGACAGUUGGCGCCGCCACGGCUGGCAAUGGAGUUACUGCGUCCAGCUGCGAGGACAGCGGCAGCAGCCGUACCGCCAUGUCGAGCUGCGUGGGCGGUGGACGAGGACGCAGCGGUAGUAUUGUAUCUUUGAAUAUCUACGAUGGCGACAAGCAGGCGGCGAAUGCAAUUGGUCAGGAGAGAGCGCUUACCAGCAGCAGCACCGGCAACAGCAACAACACCAGUAAUAGCAACAACAACAACAAGCGCGCACGUGUAAUGCGUCGCUCGUCCUUCAGGAAGUUUCUAAACCGCAUCGCUCAGCAAUUGAGCGCAACGGUGAAUGUUGGCGUAAGUGCUAGAAAUUCUGGCGAGCAGAACGCAGCGCAGCGCACAACUUUCAUAGAAAUUGUGCCAUUCUAUACCGGAUGCUGGCGCCGAAAAGAGGCAAAGAAACAAGGUGCAGGCCUCAAUGGCGGCGCUGCGGGCGGCGCGGAGCGUGUGCCGCCCAUUGGCGGCUAUCAAUGGCCAGCGGAUCAAACACCUGGCGUUAUGGGACUGAAGAAUCAUGGCAACACCUGUUUCAUGAACGCGGUGCUGCAGUGCCUCAGCCAUACGGACAUACUCGCUGAAUACUUUGUGCUGGAUCAGUAUAAGGCGGAUCUGAAGCGUCGCAACAAAAUCAAUUCACGCAAAUUUGGCACCAAGGGCGAGCUCACCGAGCAGCUGGCCAAUGUGCUGAAGGCUUUGUGGACCUGCCGCAAUGAGAGCGACCAUAGCACCAGCUUCAAGGCUGUCGUCGAUCGCUAUGGCAGUCAGUUCCGCAGCUCCACUCAGCACGAUGCGCAGGAGUUUCUCUUUUGGCUGCUGGACAAGGUGCACGAGGAUUUGAAUACCGCCAGCAAGCGGCGCUACAAAAGCAUUAAGAACUCUUAUGGCCGCUCGGAUGAGAUAAUUGCCGCCGAAACGCUGGCGAAUCAUAUACGCUGCAAUAACAGCUUUGUCCAGGCUGUGUUCCAGGCACAGUUCCGCUCAUCGCUGACGUGUCCGCGUUGCCAAAAGCAGUCCAACACCUUUGAUCCGUUCCACUGCAUUUCGGUGCAGCUGCCGCAGCUGACACAGCAAACUGUCUUUGUCACCGUGGUGUUCAUGAAGCAGCAGCCGCGUCAGCUGAAGAUGGGAUUGCGUGUGCCCGCCGGCUCACCCAUUGUGGCGUUGCGGGAGCAGCUGCAGGAGACUGCCGGCAUAGCCGGCUCACGCAUGGUGCUGGUGGAUAUGAAUGCGGAGGGCUUCACGCGCGUCUUCUAUGACUCGCAGCCGGUGGAGACGUUGAGCAGUGCCGACAGCAUCUACUGCAUUGAGAUGCCCGAGCCCAGCGAGACGCCCAAGGCAAGCACAGAUGCAACGGCGGCGCCGCCGGCAGCAGAGAAAGCCGCAACAGCGCAACACUCCACCGAUCUGCUGCUGCUGGUGGCCAAUGUGCAGCGCCAGGCGGCAGUGGAAGGCGAGGCGGAUGGCAAGGAGCAGCUCACGCGCUUUGGUGCACCCUUUAGCAUGAAGGCGCCGCGUGACUGCAGCUAUCAGGAUCUGCAGAAGCGUCUGCUGCGUGAAAUGUCGGCGCAGUUGAAGCCGGAAGUGUUUGCCUAUGCGACGCCGCUGGCGGAUAUGUUUAAAAUACGGCUGCAGGACCCGAGCGCUGAUCCGGACACAUUUCUAGAGCAAGUGGAGCAUCCGCUGCUCACCGAAAUGAUAGACAUGGCGCUCUCCGUGCUCUCCGCCGAGGCCGGACCCACACACAUUAAACUGCUGCUGGAGUGGCGCCAGCCCGAGACCCAUUUCGUGCAGCUGCAAAGCGAGGACGAUGUGGUGGUCGAGCACGAGAGCGUGGCGCAGCUAAGUGCCAGCAAGGCAAAGGACACUGUUGCGCUGACGCUGGAGCAGUGCCUGGAGCAUUAUACCAAGGCCGAAACGCUGAGCGCCGAGGAUGCCUGGCGCUGCCCGCACUGUCAGCAGUAUUUGCCCGUGGUGAAGACGCUGGGACUCUGGUCACUGCCCGACAUACUGGUGGUGCACUUCAAGCGCUUUCGCCAGCAUCAGUCGAAGGGCCCGCAGGCGGCCAAGCUGACCACCAUGGUCAAGUUUCCGCUGAACGCCUUUGACAUGUCGCCACAUUUGGCGCGCGGCGUGCGCGAGAGCAACAACCAACUGCAAAGUCUGGAGCAGCCGCCGCCCAGCAAAAAAUUACGCGCUGGCGACUCACGCUCCUCCACGCUCAACUCACGUGGCGAGCAAAAGGACACGCGCUACGACUUGUAUGCCGUGUGCUAUCAUCAAGGCGAUACGCUGGAGACAGGCCACUAUACGGCUGCCUGCAAGAAUCCGUACGAUCGCCAGUGGUACAAGUUCGACGAUCAGCGAGUGAGCAAAGUGCCCGAGCAGGACAUUGAGCAUGAUAUUAUCAACAAUGAAGCCUACAUGCUGUUCUAUCAACGCCGCAGCGUCGAUGCAGCAGGCGAAUGCUCCGGCUCUGGCUCGAGCUCCAACUCCGGUGAUCAUUGGGUGUCACGCAUCGCACCGCCGGCAGUCAGCACGACAACAAUUGCAACUGCCGCCAGCAGCAGCAGCAAAGAGCGGGACUUGGAACUGACAGAGCCCACGCCAGAGAAGGCAGUCAGCAAGCCCGUGGCCAUACCCUUGCCCAAGGCAGUGCCCGAAAUCGAAGAGCUUGAGCUAACACCGCCUGACGCUUGCGCUGCCGCUGAAGUGCUAAACAUUGAGGAGCUGGCCUAUGCGGAUGCAGAUCCAGAAGUAGAUCCUGUCACUGCUGAGCUGGAGUCUAGUACAGUUGCAACAACUGUGGAGGCGGAGGCUGCAAACGAAAUUGAAAGCGAAGCUGAAGUCACACAAAUAUUUGCCAUGGAUGAGGACUGCGCUGAGAAGUUGGACACAAUGCCAACAGCCAAUGCAACUACCGCAGCUGUUGAGGCCAAUGUACAGCUAGCCAAGCUUGUCGAUAGCCAAACUAAUGGUCAUGUGGCCAGCAGCGCUGGCAGCUCCAGCACCAACAGCUCUGCUGCCUCCUCAGUCAGCUCACUCAAUUCGCCGCGCAUGUUGAGCACUUCGGUCAAUGCCGCCUCGACGUUGCAGAAUAAGUUUAUAGGUCACAUGAGCGCCCUGCUCAAUGGCAACCACGUGACCACGCAGCUGUCCUCCAGUUUGCAGCUAUCGCGGCAGGCGUUGCAGCAUAAUUGUCAUGGCUCACGCAGCAGCGUUUCGGCUGUGGAAAGCGUUGCCCAACAGCAACAACAGGCGGCGGCAGCAGCUAGUUUGAGCUUGCGGCACUCCUUCUCCACCAGCUCCAAUUAUAAGUUGCGCGAGUGUAGCGAAACUUUGUCGUCGCUGCUGCGCAACUCGGCCAAUACCUGCAGCAAAGACACGUUGCUGUUCAUUGAUCAACAGAGUCAUCACCAUACAUCUGGGCUACUGGAGGACGACGAUGAUGAUGGCUACAUGGGCAGAUCCCUUUGGAUCUCACCCGUUACGCCACACAAGCUCAUCACCGUAUCGCCCAAGAAUUAAUUGGACUUCACACAAACGCACUAUAGCUCUAAGUCU